AUGGAGACCCGCACUCAAGCCCAUCAACCACCUCAACCAUCCAAAGAGGCGGCUUAUGCUCAAGCUUCCAACCCCGUCUCUCAGACACCGUCCGAGCAACGUACCCCUGCACCUGCGCGUCAGUACGGUGAUCCCACCGCUUCCAUCACUCGCGGUCCCAGCUCACAGCCUUCCAACGACGAGGCCCGCGAACGCCUGGAAGCCGAGCGCCGGCAGCAUCGCAAGGAGAUGGAGAUGUCCCGUGACGUCGACACCGAAUACGGCAUUGAGCAGCAACCCGCCGAGGGCUACAUUGCCGACACCGUCUUGCGCAAGGGUAUGGGGAUGCAGCGAGCGCAGGCGGGCGCUCAUGCUGCACCUGUGGGCAACGCACGAGGACCUGGCCACCCCGGCUUUGGGGAGGAGAGGGAUCUGGCCGCGAAUAUGGAUGAGAAGCGGGCAGAGCACGAUCGGAUUCUAGCCGAGAGGAAUGCGCAAAGCCCGGCGACUGAUGUUGCGGAGAGGGAAGCUGUCAGGGAACGCAAAAUGCAGGAGAAUGAGGAAGUUGAGAGGGCGUUGAAGGAGGGUUCGGGGACUCCUGUUGUCAGCUAG
Molecule: messenger RNA, 591 nt
Organism: Penicillium oxalicum
Lineage: Eukaryota; Fungi; Ascomycota; Eurotiomycetes; Eurotiales; Aspergillaceae
Exons: 1
Coding region: 1-591 (196 amino acids)
Source: RefSeq, a predicted model, not a curated record